Messenger RNA from Phytophthora infestans T30-4, 411 nucleotides. RefSeq lists its product as uncharacterized. The record is from RefSeq and is a predicted model, not a curated record. The coding region runs from base 1 to 411 and encodes 136 amino acids. The transcript has 3 exons. Lineage: Eukaryota; Oomycota; Peronosporomycetes; Peronosporales; Peronosporaceae.
AUGGACAUCGACUCUGAGCCUAGCAGGCAUUAUGCGUUUGGCCCAGUGAGCGCACAAGAUUUGGAGAUGGUUGUGGCUCUAUACGAAGACGGCAAUCACUACCCUCCUCACAGACGAAAGUCCAGACGGGCGGUUAACAGCAUCCAAGAAUAUUUUUUCAACGCCAAACACUACAUCGUACGUGAUGACAACGUCCACGACCUUAAGCUUAACGGCAAUCGAACCAAAACGCACAACGCCUCGCUCAGAGAUCGAAAUAUCUUCGAGCACGAUUGGGACAACCAUACCUGGAGCAACGACGAGAUCAAAACGAUUCGCCGUAAAUUCAAGUGCGACUGCUAUGCUACCAAAUCUACCGGCUCGAAAGCCACCUGGACGGCCUCGGAAAAAGACAAGAUGCCUGGAUCAUGA